Molecule: messenger RNA, 1516 nt
Organism: Phragmites australis (common reed)
Lineage: Eukaryota; Viridiplantae; Streptophyta; Magnoliopsida; Poales; Poaceae
Exons: 11
Coding region: 84-1388 (434 amino acids)
Source: RefSeq, a predicted model, not a curated record
GGCCACCGCACCCGCCAAACCGCCCCCACUCCCAGCCCCAUGCCGCGCGGCGCGCGUCAGCUGCCUCGGCCGCCGCGCGCGAGAUGGCGUCCGCGCCUUGCUCUCUUCCUCGUCACCACUCGCUCCGCCGCUCACGCAUCCGUCCCUCCCCCGUCGGCCUCGCCUGUUCUUCUUCCAGCGUAAGCGGAAGCCUGUCAGGUCUGAAAUCUGCUGUAAACCUUUAUUGUCAUCCAAUGUCAAGGAAAAAUCCUGUUUCGAGUUCAUCAAUGGAUACAUCCAAAAGCAAGCAAGGACCAGACCAUCUCCUUAUUCUUGUUCAUGGCAUCAUGGCAAGCCCCAGCGACUGGACAUAUGGAGAAGCAGUGCUGAAGAGGCGGUUGGGUCAUAACUUUUUCAUCUAUGCUAGUUCAUCGAACAUAUACGCAAAAACCUUCGACGGGAUUGAUAUAGCUGGAAGAAGGUUAGCAGACGAAGUUUUGGAUGUGGUUAGGAAGAUGUCCAGCUUGAGAAAGAUUUCCUUCCUAGCACAUUCUUUAGGCGGCUUGUUUGCUAGAUAUGCUAUUUCGAUACUCUAUUCACCAGAAACAAAGAAUACAGGUCAAAGUAGUGCCCGAAUUGUGCCUACAACCAGAGGAUCAGAAAAUUCACGAUUCACUUCAGGAUUAGGUGCAAUUGCUGGAUUGGAGCCAAUAAAUUUUAUUACCUUAGCAACCCCACAUCUUGGGGUUAGAGGGAGAAAUCAGCUUCCAUUUCUCCAAGGUCUAUCAAUUCUAGAGAAACUUGCUGCACCUUUGGCUCCUUUGCUUGUUGGGCGCACUGGUGCUCAACUCUUUCUCACCGAUGGUGAGCCUAGCAAGCCAUCUCUUCUUUUACAGAUGGCAUCUGGUUGUGAGGACAAAAGGUUCAUAUUAGCACUAGCAGCUUUUAAAAACCGCAUUUUGUAUGCUAAUGUUUCAUAUGACCAUAUGGUUGGGUGGCGAACAUCUUCAAUCAGGAGAGAAAAGGAUCUUAUAAAGCCCUUGCAUCGUUCACUGGAUGGCUAUAAGCACAUUGUGAAUGUUGAAUACUGUUCGCCCAUAUCAUCAGAAGGUCCCCAUUUUCCUUCCAAAGCUGCCAGAGCUAAAGCAGUAGCACAAAGAACACAGAACACAGAAAAUACCGAGGAAUAUCACCAAAUGAUGGAAGAGGAGAUGAUCCAUGGCCUGCAGAAGGUGGGUUGGAAGAAGGUGGACGUCAACUUCCAUUCAUCACUGUGGCCUUACUCUGCUCACAACAACAUACAUGUUAAGAAUGAGUGGCUUCACAAUGCUGGUGCCGGUGUUAUCACACACGUCGCCGACAGCGUAAAGCAGCAGGAGUCACGGCCAUGUUUUACUGCCAAUCUGUAACAUUAGCGUCCCCAUUUGCUGACCUUUUUCUGUGGCUAGUAAACUCAUGCCAAAACUUCCGAUUUUCAGCAUCCAAAGAUGUUGGCACUGGAAAGAUAUAAUGAGCCAUAAACUGGACGCUUCAGAAA